CAGCAUCUCAUUAAUCGUAAAUCAAUGUAAUUCGAGUAAACGAAUAAGGCGACUAAUUAAUUUUAUUUAAUUACACAUCGAAGAAAAUGUAUUGGACAGAAAAAUGUUUGAGGAUUGCUGCAAUAUGCCAAGCGAUUAUGGCCUGCACGGUUGAUUGUAUGGCGAUAAAUACAGCUGAGAAAAUCGAAGAAAACAUGACAGACGAAAUAUUUUACAAUUUUUUGAGGUAUCCAUGCGAUAGUCCUUUUAAUUUCACAAACGCUUUGUCUCAAUUGAACAUCUUCAAGAAGGGUUUGGAGGAAAACAUUCAAUGUUUCAGAAUCUCAAGAGAUGUACAUUAUAUUAAAACGUGCCCUGAUGGUUCGCGAAUUAUAAAAAAGUUGGAAGAAAAGAAAAUGAUUAGCAUUUUCAGCAAUCAGUUUCAAAAAUACGCGAUAUUCAUUCACAACGUGAUCAAAUCCAUUCCGGACUGGGACGACAGGAAGCGGUGUUAUAAGAAUCUCCUGGACAACAUGAAGGCAGUAAUUUGCGAAUUUUUUUAUCAAAAAAAGUUCGUUGGAAAAUUGAAAGGCUACAAUACCAAAUGCAUACCGAAAAUUUGGGAUAUGACGAUUUCGAACGCAUUCAGUCAACAAUUCGUGCAAAGUUUCGAGUACUUUAUCUACAAAUCUAGCGAAAUUUUAGAUCGCAUCGAUUAUUACGACGAAGAUAGUAUCUAAAUGAAAUAUGUUAUUAAGG
Phyllotreta striolata is the source of this 738-nucleotide messenger RNA. The record is from the annotation of a GenBank genome assembly. NCBI's taxonomy places the organism in Eukaryota, Metazoa, Arthropoda, Insecta, Coleoptera, Chrysomelidae.